AAACUUAUACCCGUAGGUAUAAAACAAUAAUAUUUGAGCGGGCACCACCUGGCAUCGCCACCAGGCCGCCGGGUCCCUCGGCCCCCCAAUUCUCAGCUCGCCGCCUCCAGCCCCCAUCCCCCGCCGCGGGGCCGGGGCCGGGGCCGCCGCCGCUUGCACUGGGGCCGCCGGGCGAGCCGCUGCCGCCGCCGCUCAGGAUGUCCGGAAAGCCCAAAGUGUACCAAGGUGUCAGAGUGAAGAUCACUGUUAAGGAGUUACUGCAGCAGAGGAGGGCACGACAAGCAGCAACCGGCGCGGCGGUUUCCUGGGGCAGCAGCAGCAUCCAGUUUGCGGAGUCGGUGUCUCCUCCUCACCCAGCACCUUUUGAUGCAGAACCCAUCUCUUCAGCUCCCAACUAUUGCCCGUCAAGGCAGUUCUCAAACUGCCUCUCCUGCGAGGAGAGCCCCAGCCAUCUGGAGCAGCUGGUGGACUCCUACCUGCAAGCGGAGGCGGCCUUCGAGCCAUCCCUGGGCACCCUGCAGACACCAUCACAUUACAUCCCUGAUUCCUUCCAGCCGGUCCCUCUCUGCUUCAACCAGGGCUUGGCUGCAGCAUCCCCGAGCCCAGCUGAUCUGCCCAACGCGCUGCCCCACGGCUGCCCUGCUCCCCAGCUGCCCCCGUUCACCCCCCUGACCCACAGCCCACCUCCUGCCCUGGACCCCGCGCCCUACGGCUGCCCAGCAGAGGGCUGGCCCUGCCACCCCCCAUCCCCUUACACGCCCCUCGCCUGCUGCUGUGCCGCCUGCAGCCCCCCGCACACCGACCCCAAGGUCCCACAGCGCUUCCCCUGCCCUGGCACGGACUGCUCGGGCUGCCUGCCGCCCACCGACGACUUCUUCAGGCGGGACAGGAGCUGGGACAUCUGCUACAGCUAAUGGGGAGGGGGCUGCACGCUGCCUUCACGCGGGCAUCGUCGCCUGGGAACUGCACGUGGUUGCACCGCCUCCAACGUACUCAUCACUACUCACACACGGUGUUGUCACUACAUUCAUCCUCCCGUUUGCUGUGGUCGGGGGUAGCUUUUGUUGUUGGGUCUUUAUUUUAUUUCCUGGUUUUGUUUUUAAGAACUUCCCCCCCUCCCCCUCCCCCCCCCGCCUUACAAACCCAUGUCAUCAACGCCAGCUCUCUGUGUCACAAAUAAAUGACUCGGUGCUCA
Molecule: messenger RNA, 1195 nt
Organism: Gallus gallus (chicken)
Lineage: Eukaryota; Metazoa; Chordata; Aves; Galliformes; Phasianidae
Gene: COLCA2
Product: colorectal cancer associated 2
Exons: 5
Coding region: 198-914 (238 amino acids)
Cellular component (GO): cytoplasm
Molecular function (GO): POU domain binding; DNA binding
Source: RefSeq, a predicted model, not a curated record